UCCUUCCUCCCCUUCCCCAAAGCCGUGUCCUUGAGCAGCAGCAGACAGCACAGGACAUGGCCUUUCCAUGGCCCAGAAUCCUGGGAGAAAGCAGCCAUCAGCGGGAAGGGCAUCCAAGGCGAGGCUGGGAUUUACGGCUCCGUCUCCUCUGACCCACUCAGCUGCCUCGCAGCACGUGGACUUUUCCACUGCGGCCCUUGGGCUUCCUCCACAACCUCCGCCCUUCCCUCCCUUUGUCUUCCUGCGCCUCCCCUUCCUCCUGCCCCAUCCUUCUCCUUAGGGAAAGGGGGGCCCCAGUGGAGAAGGAAGUUCUUUUGGCAUGGGGGAGGCAGGGGUUUGGGGGGAGGCUAGGGGCACAGAGUGUCCGAGUUCCAGCUUAUGGAAGAGGAGACAGGCUCCGCCCCAGCAGGUCUGCCCCACGCCCCCUCGUGCCAGGCUCUGCGUGGGCCUGCGCUGCUUGCCGCAUACCUCUCGUUCCUCAGCCCCCGCCAGGCCAGCAGGGUGGGAGGAGGCACCUGAGGGAGACAUGAGGACCUGGCGCAGUGGUGGGGAACAGGGCGGACACCCCCAGGAGUGAACUAGAGCUGUCCCAACCUUGGCCUUGGAGCAGGUGCUUAUCCUAGGUUGGGGGGGACUCUGGGGUUUUGAUCCAUCAUGAUUAAUUGAGUUGGUAACAGCUUCUGGUAACUCUGAAGUGCUAGGAGAGAUUAGCCACAGGCUCAUGUCCUAGACCUCUGAUCUGUUCCUGAGGCCCCUUGGCAGCAGGAUCAAACUUGAUGCCGAGAGUCAAAGGUCAGCUCAAAGGGGGAAAUUCAAGUUCAGGAAGUUUGGAGGAAAGUUACUGCUGGCCUCACCUCAGUCCUGCUGCCCUUAGAUCUGAGAUGGUCCCCAAGCAUGGAGCAGUUGGAGUGUGUGGGGAGCUGUGAUCUCUGGUCCCCGUUCUUAUUAUGACCUGUAAAGCCAGUACCGGGGCUCCAGAUGGCUAGCAGAAAAAAAGUGGAGCUAAAUAAACGAGCCUGGCCACUUUGGUAACCGAUGGAGUCUAAUUUGAAUCCAGGUUACCGGACCCCAGAGCGCUGGUCUCUCCCACUGCCUUCCCGUAGUCUUUGGAGACCCAGGGGUCCUAGAGGUGUGGUUCUUCCCAUGCAGAGGGAGUGACCCUGCCGCACCCCCCCCACCUCGUCCUCCAUGGAAGGCAUGUCUGUCAGGGUUCACUCUUCAUUCACUCCACCUCUUGUCACGUUCCUGCUAUCAGUCCCCUUUUCUCUCCUUGCCCCUCUAUUCCAUUCUCUGGCCCCAAAUGAAAGCUGAGUCAGAGACAGCCGCUUCCCCCUUGGCUCUUGAUUCCUCCCAGGCCCCUCCUAGGCCGGAUCCGUUAGUCUUCUAAGUCCUCUCCCCCCACCCUCGAGGGGCGGGGAGUCCAGGCCAGCCUAGAGGCUGGGGGAGGGGGUGGACUUUUGGCCUGUUUAUUCCCUCCAUCGUCAACAGCUGCUGCCACACAGGCUUGGCUCAUUCCUCUGACCUGUCAGGAAGCAGAGAGACCCAGAAAGGAGGGAGUCAGAAACCUGGAGACGGAAGGACCUGAGCCCGAGGAGAAACGGGCAGAAGCCACGGCUGGAUUCCCCUCCUUCCCCUCCGCCUGCCUCAACGCUCCUCCUUAGCCAAGCCCCUUCCACUUUCCCGGGGGCUCCACCCCUGCCCCUCUCUGGGGCCCAAGCCCCUCAGGGGCCUGCUGUCCCAGGAUGUCGAUAGCUGUGGAGAGCCUUGGCUUCUUCAUGGCAGCCCUGGGGCUGCUGAUGCUGGGGGUGACCCUGCCAAACAGCUACUGGCGAGUGUCCACCGUGCACGGGAACGUUAUCACCACCAACACCAUCUUCGAGAACCUCUGGUACAGCUGUGCCACCGAUUCCCUGGGAGUCUCCAACUGCUGGGAGUUCCCGUCCAUGCUGGCCCUCUCUGGGUACGUCCAGGGCUGCCGUGCGCUCAUGAUCACCGCCAUCCUCCUGGGCUUCCUUGGCCUCUUUCUAGGCAUCCUGGGGCUGCGCUGCACCAAAAUCGGGAGCAUGGAGCUCUCCAGGAAAGCCAAGGUGGCAGCCAUCGCGGGAGCCCUUGACAUGCUGGCUGGGGCCUGCGGGAUGGUGGCCAUCUCCUGGUAUGCCGUCAACAUCACCCAGGACUUCUUCAACCCCCUCUACGUUGGAACCAAGUAUGAGUUGGGCCCCGCCCUCUACCUGGGCUGGAGCGCCUCCCUGCUCUGCAUCCUCGGUGGCAUCUGCCUCUGUUCCAGCUGCUGCUGUGCCUCCCAGGAGGACCCCACCACAAGGGCCCAGCUUACCUAUAAGACUUCCACAGUCGUGAUGCCCACCGCCACCUCAGAUGAAGGUGACAGCAGCUUUGGCAAAUACGGCAAAAAUGCUUAUGUGUAGGAGUUUGGGCCAGCGGAACCCAUCUCCUUUCCCACUGCCCAGUGGAGAGGGGUCUUUAGGACCCUGGGGCCCAUCUUCCCUUUAAAAACCUGCAGCAGGCCACACUCCAGGCCACGCCCCUUGCCUGGAGGCCACGCCCCUUGCCUGGAGGCCACGCCCCAUCCUGGACUAUUCCACUGCCCCGUCUUCUUCCGAGGCUGGGUGUGAGGGGACGGAGGUGCCCCCCCUACCCGGUUUGUGCGUUCUAUAUAAAUACAUGCAUAAAUAAAUGUGUUUUGUGACUGUU
Messenger RNA from Ictidomys tridecemlineatus (thirteen-lined ground squirrel), 2712 nucleotides. RefSeq names its product claudin 15 (gene Cldn15). NCBI's taxonomy places the organism in Eukaryota, Metazoa, Chordata, Mammalia, Rodentia, Sciuridae. The record is from RefSeq and is a predicted model, not a curated record. Gene Ontology annotation, molecular function: structural molecule activity. Gene Ontology annotation, cellular component: membrane; bicellular tight junction.